AUGGCGACUCAAGCUUCACGAAGCAUUCUCUUCACAAACACACAACCCCAGCAAGGGUUCCGACUUCUCGAAUUGACCCCAGAACUAGAGGAGCUCUUGUCAUCAAAGGAUGCGCCUUGCCUCCAUAUCAAGUCUCCCUCGCUCGGUCUUGCCCGCGCAGUUCUCGAGCCCAACGCCCUGGAAUACGUCAACCUGUGCACACCAACUCGCACCUACCGAAUCCGCCAAGUCCAGUCCUCGAACUCGCUGCACAUCCUCCAGCCAAGUCUGGGCCGCGUGUCGAAAGAAGAUAUCAAAGUGGUUGGAGGGAGCGAUGGCGCCACUGAGGAGAGCUUGAAUCUCGUCGAUGGGACCGUGGCCGCUAUUGCAAAGUGCGGAUCGACGCUGGAGUUGCACACGCCGCAGGAUGGAUUCUCCGCGGUGCCGUUUUUGGAAAAGAGUUUGGCGCUGUUUGAUCGGCGGGUUGGGGACGGGGAUGGGGAUGUGGAUGUGGAUAUGCUUGGUGAUGAGUCUGGUGAUGCUGAUGCGACGGUGUUAAGGGAGCGAGUGUUUGCGGAUGUCCCUGUGUCGUCGGGGCAGUGUGAGGCUGGAUGGAUGGAGAUAUGCGCGUUUGCGGAUGAGCGGCGGCGUCAUUGUUGGAGACCUUCUGCAAGGAUGAGGUUGGGUAUUUGGAAGCGUGUGGUUGAGGGGGCCACGUUACAGGGGAUUGAUCUGAACAAGCAGUUCCUUGUGAGGGAUCUCUGGAAGUCAGUGCUGGAUGAUGAUGAUGACGAUGAAAGUGAGGACGAUGGGGUGAAUGCGCUGUUCCCACGGGCUCUUUUCGAAGCCGUUGUGAGGAGGGUCAGCGUGGGGGACGAGAGACCCCCGCUGUCUGCGGAGCUGAAGUGGGCUAGCCUCGACAAGAUCGAAUGCGCUCGCUGGGUAGGUGAGACCUAUCUCGCAGCCACAGCACCCACGCCAAUGGCAGCGAUUGGGCGAAGCGAGUUCAUUAAUGCCUGGAGAGAUUGUCUGCCCGAGGCUUGGAGGGAAGAGGUCGCUUUGUCGAAAUUGCCGGUGGGAUCAUAUCAGAAUCCUGACCCUACGACGAUAUACUAUGUUGAGCCGUCGCAACGGCUGCAGGCGAGCAAGGGCUCGGCUUCAGCGCCAGCAGCUGCUGCCAACGUCAAAUCUACGAGGAAUUGGCACGAAUUGCUAAAGAAUCCCAAACGCCGUUGA
Penicillium diatomitis is the source of this 1215-nucleotide messenger RNA. RefSeq names its product putative sister chromatid cohesion protein Dcc1. The record is from RefSeq and is a predicted model, not a curated record. Gene Ontology annotation, biological process: maintenance of mitotic sister chromatid cohesion; mitotic sister chromatid cohesion. Lineage: Eukaryota; Fungi; Ascomycota; Eurotiomycetes; Eurotiales; Aspergillaceae. Gene Ontology annotation, cellular component: chromosome, centromeric region; Ctf18 RFC-like complex; chromatin. Bases 1 to 1215 code for a protein of 404 amino acids. The transcript is spliced from 3 exons.